ACCAGGCCCAGGGAAAGACCUGUGUGUGCGCAUGGUGCCAUUUUGCCCCAUGGCUGAAGAUGGUUUGCCAAAAAUUUAUUCUCAUCCUCCAACAGAAAGCAGCAAAACAACAACCGAAGCAACCAUUUUAUUUGGGGCUGACAACACUACUCCUAAAUCAGAAACAACCAUUACUUCAGAAGGAGACCACAUCACUUCAGUAAAUGACUAUACACUAGAAAGUGAUUUUUCAACAACAGGUGACAAGUUUACAUCUCCAAAGGAAAAACUAAAAUCAGAAGAUGAUGCUGAGUUUCAACUUAUUAAGUCAUCAACACAUCUGGAGAAAGAAAUUACUACUCUGAUGGGCACAAGAAACUCCAUGGCUAAUGACUCUAUUACUGAAAACUUCAUUCCAGUGAAAAUUGGUAAUAUUUCAUCACCUAGUGCUACUGUUUCUUUAAUAGAUUUUUCCACUAACAUGGCAAAAGAGGAUAUUCUCUUUGAUACCACUGGCCCAGGGAAUGAAGAUGUCUCUAUAACUUCUGAAGUCUCUAGCACACUGAAGGAUGGCACCACCAGCACUGUGGACAACCCUGCCCUUCCAGCUAAGAAGGAUGAACCCAAUGUUAACAAUUACAGUUCCUCAAUUAAAUCCAAUGUCACUGCUAAGGAGGCUGUCCAAAUUACCAACUCGUCUAUUCCUGAGAAUGAAAUCUCUCCUGCUACUGAAAAACACUUCACCACUAUUCCAGACAUAGCUGCCCUUACAGAAGAGAAAAUGACUGAAAUUGACCUAAAUAUUCCAGAGGAUGACCCCAAUGCUGUGCCUAAACUAACAGACUCUGAUGAGGAAAAGUUCAUCACUGUGUUUGAGCUCACUACCACUGUCGAAAGGGACAAAGAUAACCCAGAAGAUAUUCUGCUAACUGAUGAAGAGUCUAUGGAUGAAGUCAAUGUUUGGAUGGAGAGAGAUAUUACUAAUGAAGCAGAAAGCCAUCCCAUUUUGCUUACUGCUAUUGAAUCCAGAUAUGACUUUGUAGUCCCUACAUCAGUAGAUGUGAACCUCACGGAAGAUUCAUCUUUUACAACAAAAGAAGAUCUGUCUGAAAAUAAUACAGUGGAAUCUGUAACUAAGGACAGUGAGCCACUUUCAAGAGCUACCUCUGAUCUAGAUACACUAACCCGUGAGGACGAUGCUGUUACAACUGAAAUGGGUGUCUUUAAGCUACUGAAAGAAGAACCAGAUGAGUUCCUGAUUUGAAAGCAACAAAACAGAUGCAACAUGGACUUGAAUAAUAGCCUGACCAACUAGUUUUGACAUCUAAGAAGUUUGUCCAACAAGCAAAAAUCUUAAUAAGUUAAAGAAUGUGAGCAUU
Hyaena hyaena (striped hyena) is the source of this 1358-nucleotide messenger RNA. It is a transcript of the gene CABS1, whose product is annotated as calcium binding protein, spermatid associated 1. Gene Ontology annotation, cellular component: mitochondrial inner membrane; motile cilium. The record is from RefSeq and is a predicted model, not a curated record. The coding region runs from base 32 to 1243 and encodes 403 amino acids. Gene Ontology annotation, biological process: spermatogenesis. Gene Ontology annotation, molecular function: calcium ion binding. The transcript has a single exon. NCBI's taxonomy places the organism in Eukaryota, Metazoa, Chordata, Mammalia, Carnivora, Hyaenidae.